This is a messenger RNA of Tribolium castaneum (red flour beetle), 3101 nucleotides long. Its product is annotated as lysosomal alpha-mannosidase. Gene Ontology annotation, cellular component: lysosome. The coding region runs from base 39 to 3062 and encodes 1007 amino acids. The transcript is spliced from 14 exons. Gene Ontology annotation, biological process: mannose metabolic process. The record is from RefSeq and is a predicted model, not a curated record. Lineage: Eukaryota; Metazoa; Arthropoda; Insecta; Coleoptera; Tenebrionidae. Gene Ontology annotation, molecular function: carbohydrate binding; alpha-mannosidase activity.
AACCUAUUUUAAAUCCCUCCAUAGAUUUGGGUUCAAACAUGUUUAAACAUUUCCUAGUGUUGGUUGUUCUUUUCGUGGGAGGAUUUUCCUCCCCUAUAAAGCGUGAGGAAGCUCCCCCAUGCCAGCUAUGUCACGAAACAGAUCCGAAUAAAAUCAACGUACACUUAAUCCCACAUUCACAUGAUGAUGUCGGUUGGAAAAAAACAGUCGAUCAAUAUUUUUACGGAAGCCGCUCCGACAUUCACAAAGCUGGGGUCCGCUAUAUUAUUUCCUCGACAGUGGAAGCACUUAAAAAUGAUCCAGCUAGGAGAUUUGUUCAAGUCGAGACGGCAUUUUUCUGGAAGUGGUGGCAACAACAGUCUGAUAUUAUCAAGCAGGAUUUUAUUGAUUUGGUUAAUAAUGGGCAAAUUGAGAUUAUUAAUGCUGCUUGGUCAAUGAAUGAUGAAGCGGCAACAAAUUAUCAAUCAACAAUCGAUCAAUUCACUUAUGGUCUAAGAACAAUUAACGACACAGUUGGCAAAUGUGGAACGCCUAGAAUCGGUUGGCAAAUUGACCCUUUUGGCCACAGUCGAGAGCAAGCUUCUAUAUUUUCCCAGUUGGGCUUUGACGGUGUGUUUUUUGCCCGCAUUGACUACAACGAUCGCAACAAAAGAAAAGCAGACAAAAAUCUCGAAGUCGUUUGGCAAUCAAGUGCAAAUUUGGCCAACAGUAACAUUUUCACGAGCAUUUUUGUCGAUCAUUAUCACGCCCCUUCUGGUUAUUGUUUCGAUAUUGAAUGUGGCGAUGAAGUUUUGAAUGAUGAUGUCAAAAGUCCUGACUAUAACAUCCCUAAAAAAAUUGACGAUUUCCAAAAGAAAAUGGAAUCAACAGCACAGUACUACCAGACCAACCAUCUUCUUGUUACCAUGGGGGGAGACUUCCAAUAUCAAUCGGCCGAGAAAAACUUUAUCAAUAUGGACAAACUUAUUGCAGCUUUCAAAAAUAACGAUAAAGUUAAUCUAUUGUAUUCCACACCUUCGUGUUACAUUAAAGCAGUUAAUGACGAAGCUACUGCUAAGAAUUUAGAGUUUACACUUAAAACAGAUGAUUUUUUCCCGUACGGUUCUGACUCUCACACCUACUGGACUGGAUAUUUCACCUCACGUCCAAACUCUAAACGACUUGAAAGAGUGGCCAACAAUGUUCUACAAGCCAGUAAACAACUGACCGCCUUUUCGAAAGUAAAUGGAAACGACUACGAACAAGACUUAACUGUUCUUAAGCAAGCACUUGGCAUUAUUCAACAUCAUGAUGCCAUUACAGGCACUGCGAAAGAAGCUGUUGCUAAUGAUUACGUCAGACUGUUGGCUAAAGGUAUCCAAAAUGCCGAAUCUUCAUUGGGAGUUAUUAUAACAAAUUUGCUAAAAAAAGAACCUUCCACUGACAUCAACCUAAAUCUAGAACAUUGCAUAUUAAGCAAUGUUAGUAUUUGUGAGGUGACCAAAUCUGAUCGUUUUGUAGUAACUGUUUACAAUCCCCUUGAACGUCCACUAACACAUUACGUACGUUUACCGGUACCAGAUGGUAGUUUCAAAAUAACUGGGCCUGAUGGUGAAGUUGCUACCGAACUGCUUGACAGUAUUUCGAGCUUCAGUUACAUAGACAAGAACACAGGAGUGCCAAGCCCUAAAGAACUAGUUUUCCCAGCUAGUGAUGUUCCAGGUCUUGGCGUAAAAUUAUAUUAUGUUGAAAAAACAGCUUCAAAGUCGCGUCUAAUGAAACAAAAACCUCAAGUUAAAUUCGGCACUGAUACGACCGGAUUUGAAAUUGAUGAAAAAACUGGACUUUUGAAAACGGUUACCAUGAAUGGACUAACUUUAGAAAUAACUCAACAAUUCUUCUACUACAAAGGUUUUAAUGGUGACAACAAAGGCGAUGAAAACCGAGCUUCUGGAGCUUACAUUUUUCGCCCCAAAGAAAAUGAAGCUACAGUUGUUAGUGAUUCUGUUACUGUUACUUCAAUUAGUGGCUCUUUGGUUGAUGAAGUGCGUCAACAAGUCAAUGAUUGGGUUACGCAAAUUAUCAGGGUUUAUAAAGGAGCAAAUAAUAAUUAUAUUGAAUUUGACUGGCUUAUUGGCCCAAUUGAAGUAGAUAAGGACAACGGAAUUGGACGCGAAAUCAUAAGCAGAUUCACCAUUAAAAAUUUUGAUAAUAGUGAAACAUUUUUCACCGACUCAAAUGGGCGCGAAUUGAUUAAACGACAAUUAAACAAACGUAGCGAUUACGAAUAUGAUCCAACCCUUGAACCUGUUUCUAGUAACUACUACCCUGUAACCUCCAAAAUUGUAAUUCGAGACGAGGCAAAAAAAUUAGAGGUUGCAGUUCUGAACGAUAGGGCACAAGGUGGUUCAAGUCUAAAAAAUGGAACUAUCGAAUUAAUGCUCCACAGACGAUUGUUAAAAGAUGACGCUAAAGGAGUUGAGGAGCCGCUUGAUGAUGAAGAGUUUGGGCAAGGGGUUGUUGCACGAGGUCAACUUUAUUUAAUAAUAGGUUCGACUGAUUCAAAUGUGGAAAAUAAGUCGACAGUAGCGCAAGAACGCGAACUGGCAUUGAAAAAAUUAUUGAGUCCUUUGGUGUUAGUUGGUGAUGCCACAUCGGACGAUUUAUCGCUAGAUAAAGUGCAAGGUGUUUUAAAUUUCAUUUUCGAAGGAUUGAAAAAAACACUCCCAGAGAACGUCCACAUUUUAACACUUGAGCCUUGGAAAGACAACAGUUUUGUUUUAAGAUUGGAACAUAUUUUGGAAAAUAAUGAAGAUGUGAAUUUGUCACAAAGCGUCACCGUAAAUUUAGAGAACUUGUUUGCCACCUUUAAUCUUACCGAAAUUAAAGAAACAACGUUAGGUGCUAACGAAUGGAUGGAAGACUUUGAAGCAAGAGAAAAAUACGUCUGGAAAACUAAAAGUAAAAAGGCAGACGUAAUGACAAAAAAUAGUUACGUUCCACUAAAGUCUGGAGAAUUUGAAAUUACACUAAAUCCGAUGCAGAUUCGUACCUUCAUCAUUAAAGCUUCCAAAACUAUAUAACUUGUAUGAGUAUUUCCCAAAAUAAAGUUUUAUAAAAUA